This is a messenger RNA of Papaver somniferum (opium poppy), 2244 nucleotides long. RefSeq names its product threonine dehydratase biosynthetic, chloroplastic-like. Gene Ontology annotation, biological process: L-threonine catabolic process. The record is from RefSeq and is a predicted model, not a curated record. The coding region runs from base 73 to 1830 and encodes 585 amino acids. The transcript has 8 exons. Gene Ontology annotation, molecular function: pyridoxal phosphate binding; threonine deaminase activity. NCBI's taxonomy places the organism in Eukaryota, Viridiplantae, Streptophyta, Magnoliopsida, Ranunculales, Papaveraceae.
UGCAGCCCGAAAUUAUUUGGUUCAAUACUUUAAAGUAAACCGAAGAUUUUUCUCUAAUUUUUUCUGCAAACUAUGGAAGCAUUAAUUUUCAGAACCACACCCGCCUACUUAAAUCCUCAAAAAACCCAGAAAUUUCUGAAACCAACAGGAACAAGAAAUUCAAUUGGUUAUGAACCCUCGAUAAUUAAGAAAUCAAUAACAUCAAUACCUGUUCUGAAAAGGGUUUCAGCUGAAUCCUUACAAUAUGAAAGUGGGUUUCUUGGGGCAACAAAUAACAAUUCAGAUUUGGGGGAUAUUGAAAAAAGAUAUGGAGGUCCAGAUGCCAUGUCUGAUUUGACUAGUAUUCUUACUUCAAAAGUUUAUGAUGUUGCCGUUGAAUCUCCUUUGGAUUAUGCACCAAAGCUUUCCGAAAGGAUUGGUGUUCAUAUUUGGCUUAAAAGAGAAGAUCUUCAACCUGUUUUCUCAUUUAAGCUAAGGGGAGCUUAUAACAUGAUGGCAAAGCUCUCGAGGGAGCAAUUAGAUAAAGGUGUAAUUUGUUCAUCUGCUGGGAAUCAUGCCCAAGGUGUUGCCUUAUCUGCCAAAAAAUUGGGCUGUGAUGCUGUUAUUGUUAUGCCUGUAACAACUCCAGAAAUCAAGUGGAAAUCCGUCCAGAGGUUAGGUGCAACUGUUGUUCUCAUUGGAGAUUCCUAUGAUGAAGCACAAGCACAUGCUAAACAACACGGAGAAGAGGAAGGUCGAACGUUUAUACCUCCUUUUGAUCAUUCUGACAUCAUUAUGGGACAGGGAACUGUUGGUAUGGAAAUCAUACGUCAAGCACAGGGACCUAUAGAUGCUAUCUUUGUUCCAGUGGGUGGCGGAGGACUAAUAGCUGGAAUCGCCGCUUAUGUAAAACGGGUUUCUCCACAGGUAAAGAUCAUUGGGGUUGAACCGUUCGAUGCAAAUGCUAUGGCAUUAUCAUUAAAUCACGGGGAGCGAAUCAUGCUGGAGCAAGUUGGAGGUUUUGCUGAUGGAGUGGCAGUUAAAGUGGUUGGAGAAGAAACAUUCCGUUUAUGCAAGGAUUUGGUAGAUGGAGUAGUUCUUGUCAGUCGUGAUGCUAUUUGUGCGUCAAUAAAGGAUAUGUUUGAGGAGAAAAGGAGCAUUUUAGAACCAGCAGGUGCUCUUGCCCUGGCUGGAGCAGAGGCAUACUGCAAGUACUAUGGCCUCAAGGGUGAAAGUGUUGUAGCAGUGACAAGUGGCGCAAAUAUGAACUUCGAUAGACUGAGGUUAGUCACCGAACUUGCUGAUGUUGGAAGAAAACGAGAAGCUGUGCUUGCAACAUUUAUGCCAGAGGAAGCAGGAAGCUUUACAAGAUAUUGUGAAAUGGUGGGACCAAUGAACAUCACUGAAUUCAAAUACAGAUAUGAUGCUACUAAAGACAAAGCUUUAGUUCUUUACAGCGUGGGAGUCCAUACAACUUCAGAGCUUGAAGCAAUGAUGAACAGAAUGGAAACUGCAAAACUUGAAACCAUAAAUCUUACGAACAAUGAUUUGGUUAAAGACCACCUGCGACAUCUGAUGGGUGGCAGAUCUAAUGUUCAAGAUGAACUUCUUUGUCGAUUUGUAUUCCCUGAAAGACCAGGUGCUCUUAUGAAAUUUUUGAACACUUUCAGUCCAUGUUGGAACAUAAGUUUGUUUCAUUACCGCGCUCAGGGAGAAACUGGUGCAAAUGUGUUGGUGGGCAUCCAAGUUGGGCAAGCUGACAUGGAUGAAUUUCACAAUUGCGUCAAUAAACUUGGAUAUGAUUACACUGAAGAGCUCGCUAAUGAAGCCUUCCGGCUUUUGAUGCAGUAAAUUUAGCAGCCUCUUUUAUUUUUGGACAAAACAAGUUUAGGUGAUCAGAUUUUACCCUUAAUUUGGACAGAAAUUUUGAAAAAAUAGUUUUACAUUAUACACAGUGUUCAAAGUUGUACUUGAGAAGCUUAUUCUAGUCAUGUUUAAGAUCUCAAAGCUGAUGAUAUAAGAGCCAAUUUUCUGAUUUGAAACUUCUUUUUAUUGCUAUUUCAUGAAAAGUUUUGUGUAUGUUUCAAGUGAGAGGAGUGUUGAAGCAAUUUUUUCCCAUGGACUUGAAGGAGCCCUUCUGAAAUUAGGUUACAGCUGACUUGAAAGUUUUGUGUAUGCUUAUUAUUGUUAUGCAUGUAUGUAUAAAGAGAUGAUGAUGAUGGACCUGUAGGACUGAAUCUCAAAGACAAGAGGUCUUUUCUUCUA